Messenger RNA from Drosophila montana, 4081 nucleotides. It is a transcript of the gene Grip163, whose product is annotated as gamma-tubulin complex component 6. Gene Ontology annotation, biological process: microtubule nucleation; spindle assembly; meiotic cell cycle. The transcript has 6 exons. Gene Ontology annotation, molecular function: microtubule minus-end binding; gamma-tubulin binding. The coding region runs from base 84 to 4037 and encodes 1317 amino acids. NCBI's taxonomy places the organism in Eukaryota, Metazoa, Arthropoda, Insecta, Diptera, Drosophilidae. The record is from RefSeq and is a predicted model, not a curated record. Gene Ontology annotation, cellular component: centrosome; spindle pole; gamma-tubulin complex.
ACAUUCAACGCAAAGAACGAUUCCUAUUUGUAUUUGCAAUAUUUUUGAAUUUUAAAUUUUGUUAAAUAUUAUUAUUAAUUUGAAUGGAAGCAGCUUACAAUUCCAACCAGAGCGUUUUCAACAUAGUCACCAAUAUAGCCGUGUUGCUGUCGCAGGAUGAGCGCGCCCAAGCCGAGCAAGCAGCUGCAGCUGCAGAGAUGCCUUCGCCUGCUUCAGUUGCCAAUAAACGCACAAAAAUCUACGAAUCUCUGCUGUCGCCACGUUCGACGAACCCAUCGUCUCCUCGAUUGGAUAGGCUACCUGAGUGUCAGAAGCUAUUGGACGAGCAGUGCGCGAAUUUAAAUUCCACUCUAGGCAACGAGAUUCCAAGCUGUCUUCUCAACAUAUGCUCAGCUCAAGAGCAACAAAAACAACAACAAGAACCUUCAAAAUCCUGUGGAUCCUGGCAAAACCAAAUUUUGCUGGCCAGGCCGCUACGACUGCUGCCAAACCCAUGCCAGGAUUGGCAAUUCCCGGGUAGACCGCUGGGCCCACCCCUAUUAAGAUCGGUCGAAAAUAUGCGAGACUCAAUAAAGCCCAUCGAAUUUCGCCGGCAGUCAGAAUUUCCGGUGAGCGAUCUGGACGUGAUGCGCAAUGCCCAAAAGAGCCAGAAGAAAACCAUUUUGGCCUGCUCAGUACUGAAGGACUCCAUGUCACGUAUAAAUGAAUCCAGGAGAGGACCACGGCGUGUUAAGAUUAACUUGCCGUUGCGGGACAAAGGCCAAGUGUCAGCAAAAGAAUCCGAUACUAAUAUGGGCUUAACGAUGACCGUUACAUCUGAGAAACAUUUUGUCACGGAUCAGCUUGUAAGUAACGAGCUCAAAUGGCACCAGGAUCAGACGUUGCAGUUGAUGUAUAUUAAGCUGCCUCUCCUCAUUGAUCAUUUAAAGCAGGCUGCAGCUGGUCUGCAAUCUGAUACGAUUGUCUGCACGGACGAUGGCUAUUUUAUGUUGAAACCAAAUAUCACUCUGAGCGUUGUGCUGCCCGAGGUGCUGGCAGAAUUUGCGGAGCCAUUUCUUGCCUCUGGCAGGGCCUAUCGGCGACUGAGCGCCCGUACUCAAUGGCAGCACGCACCAAAUCGUAUCGAACGCCCUUUGAACCGAACUAUGCGUCAGGCCAUAAUUACAUUCCUUACGAAUAGCCGACUGUUUUUGCUGUCGCUCUCUGUACAAAAUUUGCCACAGCUGCUACGCGGCGCACGUCCCGCCAUGGAGAUGCUGCAGCAGAUGGAUCAGAUGUUUCAGGCUGAGCCCAGUCUGAACAUCGCUGAAGGCAUGAACGGAAUGUGUGGAAUGAGCCUGCUGAGCUUCGUUUGGUCAGCUAUUAAUGUGGGCAUUAACUGUGAAUUUUCACAAUUACUUAUGUACCUGUUGAGAUCAUUGUGCGGCACAUACUUCGCCCAGCUACAGCGUUGGCUUUACCAGGGCGAGCUCGAGGAACCCUUUAAUGAGCUUUUCAUCAAGUGUUGCCCGCACAAGAUGAUGCACGAGCGCAGCAAAGAAUUUUUCGACAAGGGCUACUAUGUUCGGUCAGAUAUAGUGCCUGGCUUUCUUGCGGGCUGCGAGCAGGCAAUUCUGCAAUGCGGAAAGUACAACCGUUUCCUUAAGACUUACAAUGCUCAGCAUGUGGUUUUCAAUUUAAAGUAUCCCGACUUUGUUGUAUGCCUGUCGGAGCAGCAGUUAAUGAAAAUGCGCCAAGAGCUGGAGCUACACUACGAACAUAUACUGCAGAACAUCCAGCCAUUUAAGAUGCAAAGCAUCUUAGAGGAACAAACAGAGAGUAGCCGACGCUUUGGUAAUCGCAUGUGGGACUGCACUCGGUCGCACAUUGCUGCCUGGGAGCAGCGCCAGCGUGAUUUGCAAUUGAAAGCGAACGCAGUGAAGCAAAAACGCUAUGAAGAGCUUAACGAGCAACGGGAGCAACAGGAACAGUUGCGUCUGGAGCAGAAACGUAUGGGACUGGUAUUUGAGCUAGGAUACCAGCGCAAGUGCGAUCAGCUGGAAGAAAUGCGUUUGAAACAGGAGAAACAGGGUUUGGAAAAGCAAAUAGCUGCCUUACAAAAGGCCACAGCACCGAUUGAAAUGCCUGUCGCGGACACGAGCCCAGACGACAGCACAAGUAGUGGUCGCAGCUAUGUUUCCUGCGAGGAAUUAGACCCCGAAGAACUGGCGAAGGUUAAGCCAGUGCCAGCGACAUCACAGCCGGAUCAAGCCGAUGUGCUGAACUCGAAUGAGACCGAUAUGGAAAUGGCUCGCAAUCGUAUGCGCAAUAAUUCCUCUGAACAGUUUCAAGAAUGUCAAAUGGAAGUACAGCUGCAGAAAGACGCGACGACCAGCGCAACCAGUUACACAGAAGCCGAACAAAAUCGGAUGCGAGUUCUUAAUUGUACGGAACAGCGAACUAAGCUGCCGCCAGAUUUGAACAUGAAUCUCGAGGAUCUCACAGAUUUGCAGCGCAAUCGUCAGCGCAUGCAGCAGCACAACACUUUCGGCUCAUUGAAUAGUGAAGAGGAUGCGGCCAGUGAGUCCGAGAAGCGUCUACUGCAUUCGGACACGGAACUUGCACGAAAUCGCCGUCAUGUUAUGGAAGGAGACUUCACGAUCAGUGGAGGUUUAGGCAAUGCCAUGCAUUUGCCAUUGGAGCCACACAAGCUAUGCGUGGAGUCCACGCUGGAUACAGAAACGCCCAUGUCCACCACAUCCGAUGUAGAGAUUGAAGUCGAUAUACCAAACGAGCUGGUUGAUGCGGCCAAUAACAACAGUAUUAAUAGUAGUAACAACUGUGAUACUAAUCAGGAUAAUACGGAUCAGACUGCAGAAGCUGCUGUAGUUGAGCCCGAAGCUGUGGCUUUGAAAAGAGAAAAGCCUGUCUUUAGCUUACCCACAUUGCAAUUGGAUACGUCGGAGGCAAAAGGAUCCGAACAAAUACAAAAAAUCGGACAUAAUCCGUUUAUAAUCAAACGUUACAUGCAGCUGUCGGUUAUGAUACCACUUAAAUCGCACCUGUCGCUGCUACGCAACGAGGUUCUGCGCAUAUUCCACGAGCAACACGUUUUCGAGCAUUUUUGCCAGCUACGCAAAUAUUUCUUUUUGCUAGACGGCGAAUUCGGCACACUGCUCAUUGUGGGAAUCCUGGAGCAAAUCGAAUCUGGCGUAGUGCCGCACAGCUUAUGCCAAAAGGGUGUACUCGACGCCAUAAUCAACAAUGCACUCAUCAACAGAGCAGCCGAUGGAACUGGUGCAGCUCUAGUUGCCGAUAAUCUCGCAUUGAAUUGCACGAAUAUACCGGAGGCUUUUGAUCUAAUGGAUAUCAAUGUCCUGUCCAUAUUUAAACUUGAUUGCAAAAUGGAAUGGCCCCUGAAUUUGGUAUUCAGCGGGGAAACCAUGGACAAGUAUGCGCAAAUAUUCUCACAUUUGAUUAAGCUGCGACACGUCAGUUUCAUAAUGGAGCGUACCUAUCUGGACUUCCAGCAGUCAUCCAGACUGCACGGCCGCUUAUUGCAGCAGUCAUCGCAGUAUCGUCAUUUGCAAAUGGUGCGUCACAAACUGUCGCAUUUUGUCAUCACGCUGCAGAAUCAUCUGGUCACAAAUGCAUUGGAGGGCACGUGGAAGUCUUUUACCGAUGAGCUAAUCACCGUCGAUUCUGUUGAAGGUCUUUACCAGCGUCAUGUGGAAUACCUAAAGGAGAUCGCCUUCUUUUCGCUGCUCAAUCGUCGGAGCGCCAAGUUUCGGGAGACGAUUGAUAACAUACUUGUGAUUGCGCUACGUUUUUGCAAAAUUCUGAACUCAAAGCCGUUUGUUUUGGAUGAAGAACAACAGUUUGUUCAUCCGCGCUACAAGCGAUUAGUAUACGAAGAAGCCGAGUUUGAAAAAUUCAUUCGUUAUGCGAUCUACUUGGGAAACAAGGUUGCUGCUUCCGGUUAUCAAGAGAAAAUAGUUGACCUAAUACGUAUCAUAAAUUAUAAUAACUACUACAAUGUAGCUGAUAGUACGAAUUAAAUAAAAUGUUAUUAGGUGUUGUCUAGCGCUUGAUUAGGAAUAUA